Adineta ricciae is the source of this 1683-nucleotide messenger RNA. Lineage: Eukaryota; Metazoa; Rotifera; Eurotatoria; Adinetida; Adinetidae. The record is from the annotation of a GenBank genome assembly.
AUGGUUGAUUUCGAUGAUAUGAAAGAAAUGUUAAAAUAUUGGACAAAAAAAUAUAUGUUUCCAAUAGCUUUGGUUAUUUUUCAAUGUGUAUUUAUUGUUUUAUAUGCUGUUCAUGCUGAUUAUGGUUUUGAACAUGACCAAAGUUCUUAUGUAACAACAUCAAAUAGUCCACCGCCUGAAGGUGAUGUGGAUUUUUAUUAUCCAUAUUUUCAAGAUGUUCAUGUGAUGAUGUUUAUUGGUUUUGGAUUUUUAAUGACAUUUUUACGACGAUAUUCAUUUUCUUCGGUAUCAUUCAACUUUUUAGUUGCUGCAUUUGUCUUAGAAUGGGCAAUUUUAAUUCGUGGUUAUGUUUUCGAUUGGAAUUCCACUGCGAAAACAUUUGUUGUUGAUGUGAAAAGUCUUCUUCAUGCUGAUUUCGUUUGUGCAUCGGUAUUGAUUUCCUUUGGUGCUGUACUUGGCAAAACCAAUCCUGCUCAAUUAGUUAUUAUGGCUUUGAUUGAAGUUGUUAUACAAGUUUGGAAUGAAUACAUUGGUUUGACUUAUUUCUGUACAUAUGAUGGUGGAGAAUCAAUUUAUGUUCAUGUUUUCGGUGCAUAUUUUGGUUUAGCUGCUUCAUAUUCUCUUCAACGUAAAAAAGUUGUGGAAUCAGAAAAAGAAAGUUCAAGUUAUGCAUCAGAUAUCUUUUCAAUGAUCGGUACAUUAUUCUUAUUUUGUUUUUGGCCAUCGUUCAAUGCUGGUACUGCAUAUGGAGAAGGAAGAACGCGUGCUAUUGUUAAUACAUAUGUCAGUAUUAGUGCUUCUGUUGUUUUAACAUUCGUUGUCUCAGCACUUGUUGGCAAAGGUAAAGAAGAAAUUAUUCAUAUUCAAAAUGCAACAUUGGCUGGGGGUGUGGCUGUUGGUACAGUUUCCGAUAAAGAGAUUGGUCUUUUUGGUGCUAUGAUCAUUGGAAGUGUGGCAGGAACAAUUUCUACAUUAGGUUACAAAUAUCUUCUCGAAUCAUUAAAGAAAAUUCAAAUACACGAUACAUGUGGUGUUCAUAAUUUACAUGGAUUACCUGGAGUUUUAUCCGGUUUAGCUGGAAUAGUUCUUGCUAGUAUGCCUUGGAGAUCACUUUAUCAAGAUAAUUUAACUGAUCAAUGUUUGGGUGGUGGUUUAAAUCGAUCUGUUCGUGUUCACGCUGGUUAUCAAUGUGCUGGUCUUGUUUUAACAUUAGGUAUGUCUAUUGUUGGUGGAUUACUUACUGGUGUAUUUCUUCGUUUACCAAUCUUUGCUUCACCAGAUAAUGAUUCUUAUUUUGAUGAUAGUCUCAAUUGGCAUGUACCAAAAGAUUUUGUUGCUGAAGAUUCUGCUUUAGGUUCUUUGAUAAAAAAUAUUUUACCUGGACAAAUGAGACUUGAUGAAACACCUCUUGAACCAACAAAUAAUCCAAAUACAAUUGAAGUUAUUCAAGAAACUCAACCAACACAUCUUAUUGGAUUAAUGAAAGGAACAUUAAAUCAAAAAACAUCUGAAGAAACUCAACCAACAAAUCUUAUUGCAUUGAUGAGAGGAACAAUCAAUCAGCAAAUAGACGAAAAUCGACCGAGACGUUCAACUUCUGCACGAGAUGAUUCUUAUCCUUCACAAAUUCUUCGUUCACAAGAAACACCAGCAUCACCUGCUGUGUAUGUUCAUCGAUUAUAG